Molecule: messenger RNA, 4053 nt
Organism: Rhipicephalus microplus (southern cattle tick)
Lineage: Eukaryota; Metazoa; Arthropoda; Arachnida; Ixodida; Ixodidae
Gene: Asator
Product: tau-tubulin kinase asator
Biological process (GO): protein phosphorylation
Molecular function (GO): protein kinase activity; ATP binding
Source: RefSeq, a predicted model, not a curated record
GGGAAUCGGCACCCACCACCGAGUUGUGAGCACGCGGCGCAUCCUGGGAUCGGCGCGUUCAACAUGGCUGCCCCACUUGAAUCGCGUCGUGUGCGACGAAAAAGAGCACGGGUACAGCUAUAAUGGCGGCGGAAGUGCGUCGUGCGAGGAGGACGACAACAACAACCUGUCCAGCUACCGGAUCACUAUGACCAGCGAAGACCUCCUCCAGCCGGGACAUGUCGUCAAAGAGCGGUGGAAAGUGGUGAAGAAGAUUGGUGGUGGUGGUUUCGGAGAGAUCUAUGAGGGCCUGGACUUGGUAUCGAAGGAACUGGUGGCCCUCAAGCUCGAAUCCGCCAAACAAGCCAAGCAAGUCCUCAAGAUGGAAGUCGCCGUGCUCAAGAAGUUACAAGGUCGCGAGCACGUGUGCCGCUUCAUCGGCUGCGGCCGGAACGACCGCUUCAACUAUGUGGUCAUGCAGCUUCAGGGCAAGAACCUGGCCGAGCUGCGUCGCUCGCAACCCCGAGGAGCUUUCUCGCUCAGCACCACGCUUCGGUUGGGGCUGCAGAUACUGCGCGCCAUACAGAGCAUCCACGAAGUGGGAUUCCUGCACCGAGACGUCAAGCCGUCCAACUUUGCCAUGGGCCGUACUCAGCACUCGUCACGUAAAGUGUACAUGCUGGACUUUGGACUUGCACGACAGUACGUGACGACCACGGGCGAAGUACGGCCUCCAAGAGCGGCCGCCGGCUUCCGAGGAACUGUUCGCUACGCUUCCGUGAACGCCCACAAGAACAAGGAAAUGGGGAGGCACGACGACCUGUGGUCCCUGUUUUAUAUGCUGGUGGAGUUCGUUAACGGGCAGCUGCCUUGGCGAAAGAUCAAGGACAAGGAACAGGUGGGCCAAAUGAAGGAGAAGUACGACCACCGGCUCCUGCUGAAGCACCUUCCGUCGGACUUCCGCCAGUUUUUGGAGCACAUCUCUUCGCUAGACUACUACGACCGGCCUGACUACCCCGUGCUGGCGGGGCUCUUCGAGCACUGCAUGAAGCGGCGUGGUGUGCGUGACUCGGACCCGUAUGACUGGGAGAAGCCUUGCGCGCCGGUCAGCGCGACGGACAAUGCCACCGGGGCCCCGCCUCCGGGAGCCACCAUCACCACUGCCCCGCUCAUUUCCAAGGGAGCGCAGCAAGGGAGCGUCCUACUUCCAGGCGGCACGGAGCACCUUUUGGACGACAACAUCAUGGCCAGCUACGACGAUCGAGGUGACGACAUGGUCCCAGAGUACGACGGCACGCCCGCUCCGGCGCUGUUGUCCAAGGACCCACGUCCCGUUUCAACGACGUUGCGAAGUAAUCACGGGCCACACAUCCUGCCCCACUGGGAGGCGGCGGCCAAGAGGGAGGUUGACAGCAUCAACCAAACGCCACGAGGAUUGCCCCCCGCCCACCAAACGGCGCUCACAGAGAUCAACAACAGGAACAACAACAACCCAUCCCGGGAAUGUCACUUGGCGCCGACAGCAAACAACGAGAAAUCGGUGAAAGACAAGAAAGGAGAUGUCUCUUCGGGUGCUGAGAAUGGGCAUGGCAUGAACGAAAGGCCUCAACCAGCGCCUCGCAUCAUAGUCGACACAGGCACCGCCUCGGCAAGAGAUAGCCCAACGCGCGAAGAACGUUCCUUGAAGAGGCCGCAGCUGCCACGUCUGUACACCGGAGCGACUGCGAACCUUCCUGGCAUUGUAGCAGUCGUGGGGCACCAAGAAGCCGCCGCACAGCCAGACACUGCCGACACGUCUAAAAGACUUUCGCCCUUCGACGAAGUGCUGCAGAUGACAGCUGUCAAGCAGCAGCUUCCGCAGCCGGUGAGCACGCCUCCGACAGACCCCAAGGCCAGCAACCAGGAACAACGUCAGCAGCACCGGAAGCUAAACCGAAGGCCGUACCACCGAGACAUCUCGCUGACGCAGUUCGCAAUGGCUGACGACGACAACAUAUCUGCGAUGCAGCAGGUCACCAAGGGAGCCGCGGCUGCCAUGACGCUCGCCUCCAAAUGGCAGGCAUCUUUCGACGACAGUGAGGAGACCGACCACGAUGAGAUGGACGAAAACGCGCCCCUCGCCUCGCCCGAUCACCGGAUGGUCAAGAGAGACUCGUCUGGUUACGCCCUAGACAAGAUGGCCGGGAGGCCCCCAGUGAAGCACACCGACGACGAGAGAAGAAAGAGGCUCGAAGAAGGUCGCAUGGUGAUACAGGAGGAAGUGGACGCCAAAAAGCCCGUUCGCCGUGCGAUCUCGCAGCCGGUCGACUACCACAUUACUCUUGCGGGCUUCCCUCUGCAGGGUCCCGUACCUCUGGGGUUGCCACGCGUCUGGAGCUGCCCGUCGAUGGGCCAGCACAUCAGGUCGCACCUUCAGCCACCGCUCAGGCAGCAGGCCUCGUUCGACGACAACGUCUACGAGGUGGACGUGGCUCGAAACGUUGCCGCUCGGUGUAGUGACGACGCCGAGGAACGCAGAGCGUCCCUGCCUUCAAUUCAUCUGCGGACGCCAGAAGAAGAGACUCCGAAAAAGGAAGCCGCCACCUUGCAUGUCCGGGAGGAAUCAGUAACAGAAAGCCGAUCCGUACAGCGGUCGGCGAGCGCCAGUGGCGUGCCUGCACCCAAAGGCAUCCUUAAGAAGCCCAGCAUAGAAAGGUCACCCUCGCUCGGAAGCCGCCGGGAUGACUUCUCGAUGCCCGCACAUCAGACGGAACAGGCCUCACGUACAUGGACAAACCACGUGCUCACAAGGAUGCACUCUGACGAGCCUUCCAUCUACUUCGACGCACCGGCGGCACCACCGAUAUCGCGUGAGGACCGGUGGUCUAUGGGCAACCUCGGUGAGGUGUGGCGUGCCUGCAGGCGUUCGGGCACAGAUGCCGAUGACGAGAACUCCAAAGACGAAUAUGAGACGCCACCGCGAGAAGACCACGUGUCAGUGAUCAGCUUGUGCGAGCUGCCUGAGGCGUUCCGGCUCAUGGGACUUCACGACGCGGAUCCCUCGAAGCGAGAGUCUACGCCUGAUCAACGGCUGCACAGGCCCGCUUCGGUCGGCAGCAGCGACGAGCUUCCUUCGCGAAUUCCGGUGGCCAGACGAAGCGUACUGGCACGGCGCCGGCCAAAAUCCAUGAUUGAGCAGGGCUCACUGGACGCUUCGCGCGAGGUUCAGCGCUGCAACUCGGCCGGACUGGUGGUCAACGGCCGCGCCAGGCACCCCGGCGAACGCUGGGGUGGAAUACUCCACGUGCCUGUGGUCGUCGAGAUGAAGCCCACCAUCGGUGUGGACGAUGGUGACGACAGCCUGGGAGGUCGUAGUGGGUGCGCCGAGUCUCGCAUCCCACGACCUUCGGUCAGGCAGCCCGAGAGGCCUCGUUUCUCAGUGGCGCCCCUCAGCCACUCAGCGUCGGCAUCCAUGGUGCCCGACGGACACUGGAGGCCGCAAGAGUCCCCGCAACCACCACCUGGAAAUCCACCGCCCAACCACUGCGUGCCAGCAAGGAGGCGCCGGUAUAGGCCACUGUCACCGAGCGACCUGCAGAUGACCGGCAGCGAGUCGUCACGCGGGAACUCCCCGGACUGACCCCAAGGGCCAGCAGUGCGUGCCUGCAGCUACUGUUGCGUGUGUGUGUGAUCAUGCGUCGCCCUCUGGCGGGAGCCCCGAGGCCGCUGUGCGCCGAGUGCGAACCCUAGCGGCGACGGUGGUGGAGCACGUUUUCCCUUCAGAGCCUCGGGUUUCUUGCCUCUCUUCUGUAGUCAGCCGUGAAAAUGGACGUGUCACGUUCUAUGAACAACAAAGAGAAGGCGGGCAGAACGUUAGUAACGAGGGAGUGACGACGCAGCGCUGCGGAUGGUCGUUCGUGAGCCAUCCGCGGUGUGAGACUUUAUGUUGUGCUCUCUCCUGGCGGCAUGCUUGCCCUGUACUUCUGUCACCAUUGGAAAGAGAGAAAAAAAGUUCUGUCUUCAAAGAGCAGCCCAUGUGCCCACCAUUUAGGAAAUUUUGGGUUUUAUUCUCAAUACAACCGAACUAAUGUACGA